Aplysia californica (California sea hare) is the source of this 6392-nucleotide messenger RNA. Its product is annotated as von Willebrand factor A domain-containing protein 8. Gene Ontology annotation, cellular component: cytoplasm. The coding region runs from base 281 to 5962 and encodes 1893 amino acids. NCBI's taxonomy places the organism in Eukaryota, Metazoa, Mollusca, Gastropoda, Aplysiida, Aplysiidae. The transcript is spliced from 45 exons. Gene Ontology annotation, molecular function: ATP hydrolysis activity; ATP binding. The record is from RefSeq and is a predicted model, not a curated record.
GACCUAGGUCAAGGGAAACCACUCUGUUAUAUUAAACUGCUAGCUAGCAGCGCAAUGUGAAUGAACUUCAGAAGUUAGAAAUUUAGUAGUUCAGCUGUGGAGUCGAACUUUCGCAUCUCUGGCGGACUUUGACCAGAUUUUGUGUAACAAAAUUGCAGGUCACACAACAAGUCAUAGAUCUAAUACCUUGCGUGCUUGAAAGAUUAUAGAAGCCGCAAUAGGAAUGCAGGGGUCAGAAAACUAAAUCUAGUGAAUUAUUUAUACGGUAGAACCUUUUGACAUGCAAUUCAUUGGAGCAAUGGAAGCAGCAGGACGACGGUUGCGUCAACUGCAUGGAAUAUUUGGUCGCUCCCUGAGGAUUUAUGAAAGUGAAAGUUCUUCCCCUCUGCAAAUUCGACUGUUGUCUGAAUCGACAGGUUCAGGUGGAAAGAAAGUGAGCAUUGGAGAUGUCAGCAAAUUUGUUGCUGACGCAAAGUAUCCAGAACUGGUUCCUAGGAAAUAUUUAAAAGAUCAACUUCCACAAUCCGUCCUGAGACAUCUGAGAUGGAUAAUGCAAAAGGAUUCCCUUGGACAAGAUGUCUUUCUCAUCGGACCACCAGGGCCAUUACGCCGACAGAUCGCCUUGAUGUACUUGCAACUGACAAAGCGGGAGAUUGAAUAUGUGUCAUUGUCCAGAGACACGACCGAGUCAGACCUCAAACAACGGAGAGAAAUUGAAAGUGGCACUGCAUCGUACAUAGACCAGUGUGCUGUGAGAGCAGCCCUGGAUGGUAGGGUUCUGGUUUUGGAAGGGAUUGAAAAAGCGGAGCGGAAUGUCCUCCCGGUUCUCAAUAAUUUAUUGGAAAACCGGGAGAUGCAGCUGGAUGAUGGCAGGUUCCUUAUGGCAGCUGACAGAUACGAUAAGCUCCUAGCUGAUCACACCCAAGAGGAACUGGAUGCUCUCCGUCUUGUUAGAGUCAGUAAGGACUUCAGGGUCAUUGCCCUUGGACUUCCAGUACCUCGUUACCAAGGCAACCCUCUGGAUCCACCUCUGAGAUCUAGAUUUCAAGCACGGGACAUCCAUCCUACUCCUUUUAAGGAAAUGCUUGGAGAGCUCCAGGAAUUAGCACCAAAUGUUCCUUCAGAGAGAUUGGCCCAUAUGGUAUCCUUUGCCACUGCCAUGCUUCAGAAAGAGUCCUCAUCCCUUGGGCUGCCAGAUUUCCCUGUGGAUAAUUUACGACACAUAGUCAAAAUUUUGAAUAGCAUGCCAAAUGCCUCAGAUGCAGAACUGCUGCAGAGAUUGUACCCCUACUCUGUAAUGCUGGGUAAAGAAGGCAAGACUGCUGUGGAAGAUACUCUAAAGAAAUUUGAGAUUUCCCGUAUUGAGUCUGAAGCGCCAACCACAGUUGCAGGCCUUGACCGAGGGGAAAUUUCAGCCGGUGUCAGUUUGAAGCAUGGAAAGAAAACAUUUUCCUUUGAGGUACCUGCAGGAAGUCUGGACAGUCAAGCUCUCAGUGCAGAGAGUGUUUUUGUGAACACACCUUACCAUGACUCAGUACUCUCGCAGAUGCUCCAGUCUCACAUGUCAAAAGAUUUUUGUAUCAUCGGGCCUAAGGGUUGUGGCAAGAGUGUUGUGGUGAAACAGUUCGCAGACUUGCUAGGCUAUCACGUGGAGCCCAUUAUGCUGUACCAGGACAUGACAUCGAGGGAUUUGCUACAACAAAGAACCACACUAGCCAAUGGGGACACUGUCUGGAGACCUACUCCGCUGGUGACUGCAGCCCUAGAGGGGAACCUUGCUGUGCUGGAUGGAGUCCACAGAGUCAAUGCUGGUUCAUUCUCUGUCUUACACAGACUGGUCAGUGAGAGAGAACUGCAGUUGUUUGAUGGAACUAGACUGCUCAGCCAGGACAAGUAUGAGAACAUCAAAGAAGAAACAGGAAUGACUGAUCAGGAACUUCACGACAAGCAGAUUCUUCCAAUCCAUCCAUCGUUCCGCAUCAUUGCCCUUUCGGAGCCUCCUGUUGCCGGUAGCGCGAAGCAGCAGUGGCUCUCCCCUGAGAUGCUGACAAUGUUCCUGUACCACAACAUGAGGCCUCUGUCUCGCCUGGAGGAAAUGAGUGUCAUUUCAUCGAUGGUUCCAAAUGUUCCAGACUUGAACAAGUUGUUUGACUUUGUUCACAAUCUUAGAGAAUCUACAGAUGGGACUCUACAGUCUCUGGCCUCCAGUUUGUCAACUCGCCAGUUGCUAAGAAUUUCCAGAAGGCUUGCUCAGUUUCACAGUGAAGACGUGUAUAAUGUUAUACACAAGGCCUGUCUAGCAAGAUUUCUGCCUAGACUUGCACAGUCUGCUUUAAAUCAAACUCUGGAAGAAGCUGCCAUCAUUCCCACUUCUGUGGACCACCACUUGGAUGAUUAUCAACACUCGGUUACUUGCUCAGUACAGGAUGGUGUGGUCCGAAUUGGAAACACAAGUGUGCCUGUAUACAACCCUGAGAACAAGACCAAAGUGCCUGACAUUCUUUUCUAUGAAAAUCCCCAGCACUUGUCAGUGAUGGAAGACAUGUUGAAGGAUUUUACCCUCGGUGAGCAUCUGCUCCUUGUUGGCAACCAGGGGGUGGGCAAGAACAAGAUUGUGGACCGAUUCCUGCAGCUGCUCAACAGGCCCAGGGAGUACAUCCAGUUGCAUCGGGACACCACAGUGCAAACUCUCACUCUACAGCCGACUGUUAGGGAGGGAAUCAUCAUCUAUGAGGAUUCUCCACUGGUUGUGGCAGUGAAACUGGGACAUGUACUUGUGGUUGACGAAGCGGACAAGGCCCCCACUAAUGUCACUUGUAUUCUGAAAACCCUUGUAGAGUCUGGAGAGAUGCACCUAGCAGAUGGAAGAAGAAUUGUGUCAGCUCACUCAGGUAUUCCAUCCAGCGACAAUGUGAUAAGAGCUCACCCUGACUUCAGAAUGGUGGUGCUAGCCAACAGGCCUGGCUUCCCCUUCCUGGGAAAUGAUUUCUUUGGUGCUAUGGGUGAUAUCUUUAGCUGUCAUGCCAUUGACAACCCUGACAUGGAGUCGGAGCUGGCAAUGCUUCGGCAGUAUGGACCAGGUGUUCCUGAUGCCACCCUCAAGCGACUUGUCUCUGCGUUUGCUGACCUCAGAGAAAUGGCUGACCAGGGACUCAUCAAUUACCCUUACUCCACCAGGGAGGUUGUGAACAUGGUGCGCCACUUGCAGCAAUUUCCUAAUGAAGGCCUGACCACGGUUGUGAAGAAUGUGUUUGACUUCGACUCCUACAACUCUGAACUGCAGCAGACCAUUGUUGAGACAAUGCAUAAACAUGGUAUCCCAGUGGGGACAGCUGAGGCCUCUAUAUCACUGGCUAAAGAGUUGCCAAUGCCCAAGUUGCAGCACAUUGGUUCAUGGAACAUUCAGAGUCAAGGGAUGAGGACAAAGACAGCUUUGAUGAGUCUCCCUGUCACUACACAUCCGAUUCAAAUCAAGGGGCCGGUUGAGAUGUUUGUUGAGAGCAAACCCUUGGACCGUACAGAGUCAAGGUCCUCAGUGUUCUCAGAGGAAGAGGCCAAUUCUUUGAUUCCUAUGGAAGAAGCAAAUAUUGUGUGUGAUAUUGCAGUGAGCAAAGCUGCCUCCAGAAGUCCUGGUCAGAGCAAGCAUGAUGUGAUCCAUGUGGCUACCUGUCAUCCGAUUUGCCUGUACACUAUGACGCCCACGUCCCACACCGUCAAUCUCAUUGAUCUUUAUGACGUAUUUCCGUCCACUAUGGGCUCCUACAGACCUCAGGUCAAGAUUCAGGCCCUAGCAGCUCCCCUUGAUGACACUGUCCUUCUUCAUGAACAAGUGACUAAUGUCUUGAUUGCCGUCAAUGUGGAAAAUGGGAAAAUUACGCGUUUGAUGAGUAAUGGUUUGCCUGAAGUCCCAGCUGCCAAACGUCGUUUUGCUACUUCAGUACCUCAGAACCAGAAUCCAUUCAGAAUAUGCACCAGUGAGACGAGUGACCCCAGGGGAACAACUUUGUUCUAUAAACUGAAUGGCCAGCAGAUGGAAGUGGUGAAUGUGUUGGAAGGUCUCUCCCACUCGCUAUCCCUGCCUUUCAAUGUUGGAGCCUGUCAUGCCAUUGACACUACUCAGUGGUGUGUCACAGAGGCAGAUACUCACAGGAAGUAUGUGCUAGAGCGGAAAAAAGAGGAACAGUUUGUCUUGCGACCAAUCAUUGAAGAAGAAGGAUAUGGUUCUACCCAAAUCUUGCACAUGGGAACCAAACAACUGAGUGAUGAGCGGCUGAGCGAGGUGAUGGAGGAAAAGAUCAGUGCCCCAAAUCGUGUGUCUAUUUUGAAUGACACUUAUGCCUCUGUGCUUAUGGGAUUUCCGGAUUUGGGCUCUGUGGACGUCCACGUAGCCCCACGAGGUCCCUUGCCUGAGACCUCCUUGAAGAGCAAACCAGACCCACUGUUUGGCCUCCGGUCCAAGCCGCCCUCACUGAACAAAGAGAGGACUAUGGGAUACCUGCCUGAGUCUGGACAAGUGGUGAGAGCUUUGCCCACCUGGCAAGUUCCCCAAGAAGCGAAAGCGGAGGGUGUUGCUGAUUCCAACCUGAGUGGGUACUUGGAGGUUUCAGACCUAGCUCAUCACAAACUGCGUUAUAUUCCCAUACCUGGACCCAAGCAGAUCUCCCCAUAUGCCUCCUGGUUGUUCAACACUGCAGACUGCAAUGUGUUUAUAGCUCCGGGAUCCAACGACAGCUUGAUCUCAGUUGACAUUGGAGGUUGUGUCAGGCAGUGGGAGACGUCCGUGGAUAAUUUGGGCCAGUCUCUGAAAGAGUGGAGGAACAUGUUAGGCUUUGAGGAUGGUCGUCCUCUUCAGUUAAACGAGGAGCGUGAGAGUGGAAGAAAUCAUGAGGAUAUUGACUUAAAGCAUGGAAAGGAAGAUCCCCUCAACCAGCCCCAUGUUGGUGGUGGCACCUGGGCUGGGGGUGUCGGUGGCAGUGGCACUGCUGGUCUUGGAGGCUUUGGGGGUCCGUAUCGCCUGGACUCUGGGAACCAAGUGUUUCAGGUGCCACAGUGGGAGAAGGAUGCAGUGCCUGAACAUAUAAAACAGGCUGCAAGAGAUAUGGCUCAGAAAGCUUAUAAGCAGAGACUGAAGGAAAUUCAAAUGAGUGAGUAUGAUGGUGACCUGUAUGAGCAGUACUCGAAGGGUGUGAGGAGACAGGUGCAGAGCUUGAGAGUCGUCCUGGAUUCCUUACAAGCUAAAGGCAAAGAGCGCCAGUGGCUAAAACAUCAGUCCUACGGUGAGCUUGACGAUGCCAAGUUGAUAGAAGGACUGACUGGAGAGAAUAGCAUCUACAAGAGGAGAGGGGAAAAAGAGCCAGAGAUGGGCUCUCCUCAAGAGCACCCAAAGAAACUGCGUCUCUUGGUGGAUGUGUCUGGGAGCAUGUACAGAUUUGAUGGUCAUGACUCUCGCCUCACACGACAGUUAGAGGCCGUCCUCAUGCUCAUGGAGGCUUUUGAGACUUAUGAGGAAAAGUUUAAGUAUGACGUCUAUGGUCAUUCUGGUGAGACGUACAUGGAGGAGUUUGUGAAGAUGGACAAGCCACCCAAGAACAACCGCGAGAGGCUUGAUGUCCUGAAGACCAUGCUGGCCCACUCACAGUUCUGCAUCAGCGGAGACCACACCCUAGAAGCGGCCAAACACCACAUAAAAGCUGUGGGCAAAGAGGAGGCUGAUGAGCACUUUGUCAUCUUGCUGAGCGAUGCCAACUUUGACCGAUACGGCAUUCGACCGACUCGUUUUGGAGAGAUCCUGACCUCAAACGAAGAUGUGAAUGCAUAUGCCAUAUUUGUGGGGUCGCUUGGAGAUCAGGCUGUGAGACUGAACAAACAGCUGCCCAUGGGUCACAGUUAUGUCUGCUUGGACACCAAGAACCUGCCACAGAUCAUGCAGCAGAUUUUCACAUCCACCAUGCUCUCAUCUUGAUGACUUGUGUCUUUAUAUCUCCAGCUCAGGGAGUUUUGUUUCUUUUAUUUUUGGGGGGGUUUUUGUUUAGUUUUCCCUGAAGGAACAUAAGAACUGCUGUUUAAAGUUACUUUCACAAGCCCUUGCACAAUGUGCACUCUCAUUUUGCAUGUAUUCAGAGCAAAAAGACAGACAAUUGCACUGCUAUCUAUGAAAAAUGGCUUCAUAGAAAAGCUUGUCACAACCCUACACCCCCCUCCCCUCCUCUAUUUCUUUGAGAGUGGAUUAAUAUGUGCAGUCGGUUGGUUUUUACGUUGAUAAAAUGUGACAAAUUGUGUCAUUUUUUUCAUUGAAAUACUGAUACCUUGCUUUUCGGGACACUUCACCCAGGUGCGAAUGCCAUAGACAGCAGAAGAUCUUGUCAGUUUGUGGUAUGUGAGUGUUUUAGCUC